Molecule: messenger RNA, 1669 nt
Organism: Pteronotus mesoamericanus
Lineage: Eukaryota; Metazoa; Chordata; Mammalia; Chiroptera; Mormoopidae
Gene: PPP6C
Product: protein phosphatase 6 catalytic subunit
Exons: 7
Coding region: 68-985 (305 amino acids)
Biological process (GO): G1/S transition of mitotic cell cycle
Cellular component (GO): cytoplasm
Molecular function (GO): protein serine/threonine phosphatase activity
Source: RefSeq, a predicted model, not a curated record
UCUGCCGCUGCCGCUGCCGCCGCUACUUCAGCCGCCGCCGCCGCCGUCGGGGCUUGUUAUUUCUAAAAUGGCGCCCCUAGACUUGGACAAGUAUGUGGAGAUAGCGCGGCUGUGCAAGUACCUUCCGGAGAACGACUUGAAGCGGCUAUGUGACUAUGUUUGUGAUCUCCUCUUAGAAGAGUCAAAUGUUCAGCCAGUAUCAACACCAGUAACAGUGUGUGGAGACAUACACGGACAGUUUUAUGACCUUUGUGAACUAUUCCGAACUGGAGGUCAGGUUCCUGACACAAACUACAUAUUUAUGGGUGAUUUUGUAGACAGAGGUUACUAUAGUUUGGAGACCUUCACUUACCUUCUUGCACUAAAGGCUAAAUGGCCUGAUCGUAUUACGCUUUUGCGAGGAAAUCAUGAGAGUAGACAGAUAACACAAGUGUAUGGAUUUUAUGAUGAGUGCCAAACCAAAUAUGGAAAUGCUAAUGCCUGGAGAUACUGUACCAAAGUUUUUGACAUGCUGACAGUAGCAGCUCUAAUAGAUGAGCAGAUUUUGUGUGUUCAUGGUGGUUUAUCUCCUGAUAUCAAAACACUGGAUCAAAUUCGAACCAUUGAACGGAAUCAAGAAAUUCCUCAUAAAGGAGCAUUUUGUGAUCUGGUUUGGUCAGAUCCUGAAGAUGUGGAUACUUGGGCUAUCAGUCCCCGAGGAGCAGGUUGGCUUUUUGGCGCAAAGGUCACAAAUGAGUUUGUUCAUAUCAACAACUUAAAACUCAUCUGCAGAGCACACCAACUAGUGCACGAAGGCUAUAAGUUUAUGUUUGAUGAGAAGCUGGUAACAGUAUGGUCUGCUCCUAAUUACUGCUAUCGUUGUGGAAAUAUUGCUUCAAUCAUGGUCUUCAAAGAUGUAAAUACAAGAGAACCAAAGUUAUUCCGGGCAGUUCCAGAUUCAGAACGUGUUAUUCCUCCCAGAACAACGACGCCGUAUUUCCUUUGAGGCCUUAGCCCAUCCUGCUGACCGGUCACAUUUUUCUGCCCUCUUCUUAUCCCGACUUUUGUGUAUUACCCUCUAUAAUAUACUUUUUAUUGAGCACUUUGCUGCUGAAAUGCUGCCUCUUGCCUUUUUUUUUUUAAUUUUAAAUUAUCUAAAUUUAUUGUUUGUUAUGGUGUCUAUAGCAAUGUUUUCCUAUCAGUUUUCUCCCCAUCCCAUCCCCACCUUGGACUCAUCUGAGAAGACUUGAGAAAUAUCUUAAUACUCAUACUGCUGCAUGUAGCUCUUGCUUAUUUACUGGUCUGGGGGAAACAAGAUGUGUUUCCUUUUUAUAAAAAGCCAAUUGACAGAAAAGACUACACUGAAAUACUCCUCCUUUUGUAUCAUUCAGCCUUUUGUUUUAGUUUGGUAAGUUUUAAGAAAUUUCAGCAGCAAAGUUGUUAUUCAGUGGGCACGAUGGACUGCAAAUGCCUAGAGUUAUGUAUACUUGUCCCAGCUGUAAACUUCAUUGUCCUUUGUUGGAUGAUAUUUUAAAUGGAUAAAAAAUAAAUUGGUCUAAAGGGCUGCCCUCCUUGUUGUGUUUUUAAAUUUCAGUUAAAAACUGCUACAGUUUAUGACUUUGUACAUUAAGAUAAUUGUAUUGAUCUUUUUUCAGAUUCCUUGUAUUUUUUAAUAAAGUAAUCUUAAAUA